Cinclus cinclus is the source of this 546-nucleotide messenger RNA. Its product is annotated as myosin light chain, embryonic. Gene Ontology annotation, cellular component: myosin II complex. The record is from RefSeq and is a predicted model, not a curated record. Lineage: Eukaryota; Metazoa; Chordata; Aves; Passeriformes; Cinclidae. Gene Ontology annotation, molecular function: calcium ion binding. The coding region runs from base 1 to 546 and encodes 181 amino acids. The transcript has 6 exons.
AUGCCGCUCAGGAAACCCGACCCGAAGAAGGAAGCAGCCAAAGCAGCCCCAGGCUCGGAGCCUGCCUUCGAUCCCAAGAGCGUGAAGAUUGAAUUCACAGCAGAGCAGAUUGAAGAGUUCAGAGAAGCCUUCGGGCUGUUUGACCGGACGCCUUCGGGGACGAUGCAGAUCAGCUACGGACAGUGCGGGGACGUGCUCCGGGCGCUCGGCCACAACCCCACCAACGCAGAGGUCCUCAAGGUGCUGGGCAAACCCAAACCAGAAGAAAUGAACACAAAGAUGCUGGACUUUGAGACAUUCCUGCCCAUCCUGCAGCACUUCACCCGCAACAAGGAGCAGGGCACCUUCGAGGACUUUGUGGAAGGGCUGCGAGUCUUCGACAAGGAGGGCAACGGGAUGGUCAUGGGGGCCGAGCUGCGUCAUGUGCUGGUCACGCUGGGAGAGAAGAUGACAGAAAGCGAGGUGGAGCAGCUCAUGGCAGGGCAGGAAGAUGCCAAUGGCUGUAUCAACUAUGAAGCUUUUGUCAAGCACAUCAUGUCUGGCUGA